Aplysia californica (California sea hare) is the source of this 875-nucleotide messenger RNA. RefSeq lists its product as uncharacterized. Lineage: Eukaryota; Metazoa; Mollusca; Gastropoda; Aplysiida; Aplysiidae. The record is from RefSeq and is a predicted model, not a curated record.
CUGUCUAAGAUUGUUUCAUGUUCGUCACAGAGUUGGACGGUUGGCCCCACGGCCUAGACCUAGAAAAAAAAUUUAUGAUGACCCAACUCCCAUCCAAUCCACCAAUACCUCGAUCUUGGUCCCAAAAUAAACAGUACAUUUCCGCCAGCCUGGCCUGAGAUGGCCUGUGAUUGUGGUGAAUUUGGGCUGGAGUAUUCAUGUGUUUGACCCUGUUUUAUCACUAUUCAAUAAUUUGUGUUCAAGGAUUACUUUAAGACCCCGUUUCAGAGAAGCUCCCCGCCUCGCACGACCAUCUCCCCCUCUCUCUCCCUGGCAGUAGGAUCCGCACGGAUUUCUAGGCCAGGACUGUGGAACAACAGUUUACAGAAUGAUGUGACAUUUUUCUGACUGAAUAGUGUGAAAAAGGAAUUAUCAGCAGUUUGAGUUGGCCUCAAUCUGCGCGAUAUGGGAGGACUUCAGUUUUCAAUUCUGUCAUCAUUCUGAUGUCUCUGUUACACAAGUGACCUUGCGAUUUAUCUUAAAACCUUCCAAGAAGUGUCACGGAACUGGAAUAACACACAGUUAAAAAAAAAAAAAUUUUUCACGGACUUCAUUUUGGAGAUCAGAUCUAAAGGUUGAACAUAUUUUUGUUUUGUUGUAGAGUUAUAAGUUUAUAAGUUUUUACUAUUUUCCUUUCUGCGUUGGAUAUCUGAUUGUGUUUGAGGUCUGAGGAUUGUGUGUGAUGGUGUGUGUCCGUUGCCACAAAAGUAAAACUGAGAACAACAAAACAUGUUGGAUGGACUAGCGGCUGUGUCACGGAGAUAACUCGAUUAAAUAUGGAUACUCUCUUAUCCUCCCAUAGAUGGCUUCUCACGGUGGUCGCCAUCGUGCUUCUG